AUGGUGUGGGCCACCAAGCCUGCUUCGUCUACUGAAAUUGUGUUUAUCAUGGCCUACUUUGGCUUUCCUCCUGUUGUGCAUAAGAAUAUGUUUGUCUUAAAGAAGGUAAAGGUUCCUUAUCCGCUCCCUGUUUUUGAAGCAUCAGUAUGGGGUUGGCUAUACUCUUACAUUAGUGAAGGUCAGCUUCUCAAUUCUGAUAUUUUCAGUGAACCUUUUGAACUCUAUUCGUCACCUACUGCUUCUGUGGCUUCUGAUAUUGUUUACCGCCAUAUUCCAUCUGCAACAUGUGUGAGCGAGGUUGGCACUGAGAUUUCCUUUAAGCUGCCUUUGGCAUCAUCAUUUUCCUUUGAAAGCAUGUUUAGGGAAAUUGAAAGUUGUAUGAGAAGAUCAAUUUCUAAAUCAGAAACGAGUAGCAGUGAGGACAAAAAUUAUCUUGGCAUUGAAAGUUAUGGUAUUUCAGUCACAACUCUGGAAGAGGUAUUCCUGAGAGUUGCAGGAUGUGUGUACAAUGAAUCUGAUGAUUUCAUGGACAGAAACAAUAUUCUUUCGUCUAAUUCUGCAGUUCCUGCAGCUUAUGACGAUCACCCUUCCAAAACAAUUUUUGAUGCAAAAAAUUUGGGGAAUCAUAAGAAGAUUCUUGGAUUCAUAUCUUCCAUGGUGGGGAGAGUCUGUGGUUUAAUGGUCGCCACAGUCUUAAGUUUCAUCAAUUUCUUAGGUAUGCAGUGCUGUAGCUGUUGUAUCAUUUCAAGAUCAACAUUUUGGCAACAUACUAAGGCAUUAUUCAUAAAGAGGGCUAUAUCUGCUCGGAGAGAUCGGAAAACAAUUGUUUUCCAACUUCUAAUUCCUGCCAUUUUCUUGCUUUUUGGUCUUCUUUUUCUCAAGCUUAAGCCACAUCCUGAUCAGCAGUCUAUUACUCUAACAACUUCACAUUUUAAUCCUCUCUUAAGUGGUGGUGGUGGUGGUGGUCCAAUUCCUUUUGAUCUAUCCUGGCCUAUUGCAAAAGAGGUUGCUGGAUAUAUUAAAGGGGGCUGGAUUCAAAACUUUAGAGAGAGUGCAUACAGAUUCCCUGAUGCAGAAAGGGAAUUGGCUGAUGCAAUCAUGGCAGCAGGACCAACUUUGGGACCAGUUUUACUUUCUAUGAGUGAAUUUUUAAUGUCUAGCUUUAACGAAUCCUAUCAGUCAAGGUAUGGGGCCAUUGUGAUGGAUAAUCAGCAUGAUGAUGGAAGCUUGGGAUAUACCAUACUACACAACAGUUCCUGUCAGCAUGCUGCUCCAACCUUUAUCAAUUUAAUGAAUGCUGCAAUUUUGAGGCUUGCUACUGGUGACCAAAAUAUGACAAUUCAAACACGCAACCACCCUCUGCCGAUGGCUAAAAGCCAGCACUUACAACGUCAUGAUUUGGAUGCCUUUUCUGCAGCAGUUAUUGUUAAUAUUGCUUUCUCAUUCAUUCCUGCUUCAUUUGCUGUUGCCAUUGUGAAGGAACGUGAAGUAAAGGCAAAACACCAACAGUUGAUUAGUGGGGCAUCUUUAUGUUUGUUCAUGUGGACAUGGCAAUGGAUGUAUAUAUUUGAUAUUCUACUUUGCAAAGACUUCUUGAAGUUUAAGGGAUUUUAUGGGAGCAUGCUUUUACAACAUUUUGUUACCUUUUUCCUUGUUUCUACCCAUGUUUUUCUAGGUCUGGAUCAGUUUAUUGGAAAGGGUUGCUUCUUGCCAACAUUCCUCAUGUUUUUAGAGUAUGGACUAGCAAUUGCGUCAUCAACAUAUUGCCUUACAUUCUGCUUUUAUGAACACACUAUGGCUCAGAAUGUGGUUCUCUUGGUCCACUUUUUCACUGGGUUGAUUCUCAUGGUUAUCUCAUUCAUCAUGGGCCUUAUACAAACAACAGCAAGUGCAAAUAAUUUGCUCAAGAACUUCUUCAGAUUAUCACCUGGAUUUUGCUUUGCUGAUGGACUCGCUUCACUGGCUCUACUAAGACAAGGGAUGAAAGAUAAAUCUAGUAAUGCAGUUUUUGACUGGAAUGUAACCGGUGCUUCCCUUUGUUAUCUCGGCCUUGAGAGCAUUAGUUACUUUCUUCUCACACUUGGGUUGGAAGUGUUGCCUUUUCACAAGUUGACUCCAGUUGGAAUCAAGCAGUGUUGGAGGAACAUCAUGAAUCUACGGCAUAACCCUCCUCCUAGUGACUUAGAACCUCUUCUAAAAUCUCCAUCAGAAACUGUUGGUCUCAACUUUGAUGAAGACAUAGAUGUGCAAACAGAAAGAAAUAGGGUACUUGCAGGUUCCAUUGACAAUGCUAUCAUCUACUUGCGCAACCUUAGGAAGGUAUAUCCUGGAGAAAAACAUCGUACAAAAGUUGCUGUGCAUUCAUUGACUUUCUCAGUUCAAGCAGGAGAAUGUUUCGGCUUUUUAGGAACGAAUGGAGCUGGGAAGACUACUACGUUGUCAAUGUUAACUGGAGAGGAAUCUCCAACUGAUGGAACUGCUUUUAUUUUUGGCAAAGACAUGCGUUCAAAUCCCAAGGCUGCCCGCCGGCUUAUUGGGUAUUGCCCCCAAUUUGAUGCGCUAUUGGAAUUCUUAACUGUCCAAGAGCAUCUCGAGCUUUAUGCAAGAAUAAAAGGAGUUGCAGAUUACAGAAUAGACGAUGUUGUAAUGGAAAACUUGUUGGAGUUUGACUUGCUGAAGCAUGCCAACAAGCCAUCUUUCACUCUUAGUGGGGGAAACAAACGUAAAUUGUCAGUUGCAAUUGCAAUGAUUGGAGAUCCGCCGAUUGUAAUUCUUGAUGAGCCAUCGACAGGCAUGGAUCCUAUUGCUAAACGAUUCAUGUGGGAAGUGAUAUCUCGGUUGUCAACCAGACAAGGGAAGACGGCAGUAAUUCUUACUACUCAUAGCAUGAAUGAAGCUCAAGCACUGUGCACCCGUAUGGGAAUAAUGGUUGGAGGCCGACUAAGAUGCAUUGGAAGUCCCCAGCAUUUGAAAACGCGAUUUGGAAAUCACCUUGAACUAGAGGUUAAGCCUAUCGAAGUCAGUUCUGUAGAUUCGGAAAACCUUUGCCAAACCAUUCAAAGCAGACUUUUUGACAUUCCUUCACAUCCAAGAACUUUACUUGAUGACCUUGAAGUUUGCAUUGGGAGAAUUGACUCCAUUAGAUCUGAAAAUGCAUCAGUGACGGAGAUCAGCUUGUCACGAGAAAUGAUAAUUUUGAUUGGACGCUGGCUUGGAAAUGAAGAAAGAGUGAAGACACUUAUAUCUUCAACACGCAUUUCUGAUGGGGUUUUUGGUGAACAGUUGUCAGAGCAGUUGGUUCGAGAUGGUAAUAAUCCGAGUGGGAUACCACUGCCAGUAUUUUCAGAAUGGUGGUUAGCUAAAGAAAAGUUUUCAGCUAUUGAUUCAUUUGUUCUGUCAUCAUUUCCUGGUGCAUUAUCUCAAGAGUGCAAUGGUUUGAGUAUUAAAUAUCAGGUAAACUUCACAAUGAUUUAG
Messenger RNA from Dovyalis caffra, 3474 nucleotides. NCBI's taxonomy places the organism in Eukaryota, Viridiplantae, Streptophyta, Magnoliopsida, Malpighiales, Salicaceae. The record is from the annotation of a GenBank genome assembly.